This is a messenger RNA of Miscanthus lutarioriparius, 1155 nucleotides long. The record is from the annotation of a GenBank genome assembly. Lineage: Eukaryota; Viridiplantae; Streptophyta; Magnoliopsida; Poales; Poaceae.
AUGGCUUUAUACGAAUUAGCGGUUUUUGAUCCCUCUGAUCCUGUUCUGGAUCCAAUGUGGAGACAAGGGGUGGCUUGUUUUGGCUUUGGUGCAUUUCAUGUAACGGGUUUAUAUGGCCCUGGGAUAUGGGUGUCCGAUCCUUACGGACUAACUGGAAAAGUACAAGCUGUAAAUCCUGCGUGGGGUGCAGAAGGUUUUGAUCCUUUCGUUCCGGGAGGAAUAGCUUCGCAUCAUAUUGCUGCGGGUACUUUGGGCAUAUUAGCGGGCCUAUUCCAUCUAAGUGUCCGUCCGCCUCAACGUCUAUACAAAGGGUUACGUAUGGGCAAUAUUGAAACUGUACUUUCCAGUAGUAUCGCUGCUGUUUUUUUUGCUGCUUUCGUAGUUGCCGGAACUAUGUGGUAUGGAUCAGCAACUACCCCAAUCGAAUUAUUUGGGCCUACUCGUUAUCAGUGGGAUCAGGGAUACUUUCAGCAAGAAAUAUAUCGAAGAGUUAGCGAUGGGUUAGCCGAAAAUCUUAGUUUAUCAGAAGCUUGGUCUAAAAUUCCCGAAAAAUUAGCCUUUUAUGAUUAUAUUGGUAAUAAUCCGGCAAAGGGGGGAUUAUUCAGAGCAGGCUCAAUGGACAAUGGGGAUGGCAUAGCUGUUGGAUGGUUAGGACAUCCCGUCUUUAGAGAUAAAGAAGGACGCGAGCUUUUUGUACGUCGUAUGCCUACUUUUUUUGAAACAUUUCCGGUAGUUUUGGUAGAUGAAGAGGGAAUUGUGAGAGCGGACGUUCCUUUUAGAAGAGCAGAAUCCAAAUAUAGUGUUGAACAAGUAGGCGUAACGGUGGAGUUCUAUGGUGGCGAACUUAAUGGAGUAAGUUAUUCUGAUCCUGCUACUGUAAAAAAAUAUGCGCGGCGUGCUCAAUUAGGGGAAAUUUUUGAAUUAGAUCGAGCUACUUUGAAAUCAGAUGGUGUUUUUCGCAGCAGUCCAAGGGGUUGGUUCACUUUUGGUCAUGCUACCUUUGCUUUGCUCUUCUUUUUCGGACACAUUUGGCAUGGCGCUCGAACCUUGUUCCGAGAUGUUUUUGCUGGUAUUGAUCCAGACUUGGAUGCUCAAGUGGAAUUUGGAACAUUCCAAAAAGUUGGAGAUCCAACUACAAGGAGACAGGCAGCCUGA